Baudoinia panamericana UAMH 10762 is the source of this 616-nucleotide messenger RNA. RefSeq lists its product as uncharacterized. NCBI's taxonomy places the organism in Eukaryota, Fungi, Ascomycota, Dothideomycetes, Mycosphaerellales, Teratosphaeriaceae. Bases 65 to 616 code for a protein of 183 amino acids. The record is from RefSeq and is a predicted model, not a curated record. The transcript is spliced from 2 exons.
CAAUAUGAGAAAUGACAAGAUACCUUGUUAUUUGCAUGGACCAUGAUGUCCGAAGUAAAUAACGAUGUCGAAUGAGGACUCGAACCGCCACGAUCCUUUCGACUCCUUGCUGUCGCUUGAGGACCAAUACUACAACGAAGGCUACAACCUAGGUGUUGCGGACGGUACCCGCUCUGGCCGCAUCGAAGGUCGACUCUUUGGACUGGAGAAAGGCUUCGAGAAGUUUGCAGAGCUUGGCAGACUCAAUGGCAAAGCUGCUGUCUGGCACGCGAGGUUACCUCGCGGCAAUAAUGUAGCCGAUUCUGGAAGAAGCGAGUCCCUCGAGCAACCGAAGGAUUUUGCGACUGUGCAGAGUUUGAAUGGUAGCGAGCGACUCAAGCGCCAUAUUGAUCGGCUUCUCGAGCUUACUGAACCGGACAGUCUUGAGACGAAGAACACUGAAGAAGCGGUCAAUGACUGCGACGAGCGGUUGGCUGGCGCGAAGGCUAAAGCUACGUUGAUCGCAAGGAUCGUUAGUGAGGAUGUGCCACAGCCUUCCACCAGCAACGGGAAUGUUGGGAACGAGGAGACCGAGAUCACACGAUCGGCGACUUCCAAGCCAAGAGUGGCUCUGUGA